This is a messenger RNA of Pseudomassariella vexata, 1005 nucleotides long. Its product is annotated as S-adenosyl-L-methionine-dependent methyltransferase. Lineage: Eukaryota; Fungi; Ascomycota; Sordariomycetes; Amphisphaeriales; Pseudomassariaceae. Bases 1 to 1005 code for a protein of 334 amino acids. The record is from RefSeq and is a predicted model, not a curated record. Gene Ontology annotation, molecular function: methyltransferase activity. The transcript has 4 exons.
AUGCCUCAACGGCCUUCAACUUCGAGCACAGGCGGGACGUCGGUGCCAUCCCUUGUCAACACGGAUGCUAGCAGCCAGAACGAGGCAUACGAUAGCAUCACGAGUUCCGUCAAAGAACAUGUUUAUGAAGGUGGCAUGCGCUACCAUGCUUACAAGAGCGAAACAAAUUAUGCCUUCCCCAACGACGAGAACUUUCAGAACUGCGAGGAUAUGAAGCAUGAGAUGGCGCUCACGCUGUGCAGUGGCAGAUUUCACUACGCCCCUAUUGAGUAUAUGAUGGUCCCUGGUGCACACGUUCUUGAUUUAGGCACGGGCACGGGGAUAUGGGCAAUUGAGUUUGGUGACAGAUAUCCCGAUGCCGAGGUUGUGGGUUACGACUUUUCUCCCAUCCAACCGUCAAGUGUGCCCCAAAACGUCCGAUUUAUCGUGGACGAUUUUGAGGAUGAGUGGGUUGACCCAGAGAACAAGUUCGACUUUGUUUUCAUUCGGUUCACGAUACGCUUCGUAAAGAACCGUAAGGCGUUGUUGGACAGGAUCUACAGACAUCUCAAACCCGGCGGCUACGUGGAAAUCCAUGACAUGAACCCACCCGCCAUGGCCGACGACGACUCCAUUUCGCCGGAAAAACCCUACGCCGUGCGCACCUGGCUCGACCUCGUCGGCCAGGGCUGCGACGCGCUCGGGGGGUGCGUCAACGCGAUGCGGUAUAUCCCGGACGAGUUGGCCAAGGCUGGCUUCAAGGACACGCAAAUCGUAAGCCAUAAGUGCCCGCUGGGCGGCUGGCCGCAAGACCCGAGGUUGCGCCGCGUUGGUACUUUUUUGGCCGAGAUCUUCAUGGAGGGUAUGAAGGGUCUCAGCUAUAGACCUUUUACCACGGGCCUGGGAUGGAGCCCGGACCAGCUCGAAGUCUACUUGGCUACCGUGAGGCCAGACCUCAGUAAUCCUAACUUCCAUACGUACUACCCGUACAAUAUCGUCUACGCGCGGAAGCCGACGAGGCUGUGA